CUCUCUCUCUCUCUCUACUCACGGGGAGGUGACACUUAAGGCCCAUGCAGAGCUCCCCAAUCAUAAGCCCUCCUUUCGAUCCUUCUUCAUCCUCAAAUCUCUACAUCUUCCUCUCUCUGCUCUGCAGCAGAACUCGGAGUCAGUGAUGCUUUCAGCCUCUCCAUGGCUUCGCCUCCGCGCCCUUCUCUGAAAGCGCUCGUCGUCUUCAAGAACUACUUGUACCCCGAAUUGAUCAGGGCGGUGCACGCUUACCGAUUGGAGAAUGGGGGGGAAAAACUAGUGGAGAGAGAGUAUGUGUUCCACGACGAUGGGGCUUAUGAGGAACUUGGAUCGUGCAAGGUGCUUACAUUGCGGAAAUUUCGGGUUAAUGCACAGUUUAGAGGGCGGGUGAAUGGGGUCUGGCUCUGCAUUUACGUGUUUGAUGCUGACCGCCAUUGCCCUCCUAAUUUAAAUGAUAUUCCUGCGUUGCUCUCGAUUUCCAGAAAUCCUAAGCUGGCUUCAGUACCAACACUGGCCAAUGACCUUCAAAUCAUUUUCCAGUUGAACCCCAUAAUGGAAGGCGGAGACCAACUGCAAAUUCCACCCAGGGAAGCUAGUGUCAACAAUGCAGGAGGGUCUCAGUUAAGGGGCCAGCAUCUCAUUUCUCUGGAUCUCAACUCUCUUCCUUAUCCAGAAUCAGAUGAUGAAGAAAGUAAAGAAGCAUCAGGCACUGUGCAGAAGAAGAAAAAAAGGGCCUCGACCGAAGAGAUUGGAAGACUUGCUUUAGCUGAUCUUUCCAAAUAUUUUGAUCUUCCCAUAGCAGAAGCUUCAAAAAAUUUGAAAGUUGGACUUACAGUACUCAAGAAAAAGUGCAGAGAAUUUGGAAUUCCUCGUUGGCCACAUAGGAAGAUCAAAUCCCUUGACAGCCUGAUUCAUGAUCUGCAGGCAGAAGUAGAGCAGCAACAGCAGGAGGAUGAAGAUGCAGCCAUGGCAGCAGCAAAGAGGCAAAGAAUGCUGGAAGAUGAGAAACAAAGCAUUGAGAAGAAGCCCUUCAUGGAGAUUCAAUGGGAGACCAAGAAAUUCAGGCAGGAUAUAUUCAAGAAAAGGCACAAAAUUAGGGCUCGUGAGGUUCAGAAUCUCCCUGAAAUACAGCUCCUCUAGGUAUUAACAUCUCAAGAACUAGUAACUUUUCUUUUCUUUUCCUUUCCUUUCCUUUCUCUCUGUCUUUUCCUUUUGUCAUAGGGUAGGCCUUGUAUAAUAUGGGAGGUAAAUUAUGUCAUUAGUCCCUGAAAUUUGCACUUUAUUACUAAUGGGUUAAUCUCCUCUAAUUUUUGUUAAAACUCAGUCACUCUCUUUUAAUUUUUUGUCAAAUU
This is a messenger RNA of Diospyros lotus (date-plum), 1352 nucleotides long. RefSeq names its product protein RKD5. Bases 163 to 1140 code for a protein of 325 amino acids. Gene Ontology annotation, molecular function: DNA-binding transcription factor activity. The record is from RefSeq and is a predicted model, not a curated record. NCBI's taxonomy places the organism in Eukaryota, Viridiplantae, Streptophyta, Magnoliopsida, Ericales, Ebenaceae. The transcript has 5 exons.